Molecule: messenger RNA, 2790 nt
Organism: Oryza brachyantha (malo sina)
Lineage: Eukaryota; Viridiplantae; Streptophyta; Magnoliopsida; Poales; Poaceae
Product: stachyose synthase-like
Exons: 3
Coding region: 1-2586 (861 amino acids)
Source: RefSeq, a predicted model, not a curated record
AUGGACCCACCAAAUCAGUCAGACCUCUUCUCCCUCAAAGACGGCAACCUCACCGUCGCCGGCCGCGGCGGCACGGCCGUCCUCCUCACCGGCGUGCCGGAGAACGUCACGCUCACCCCGUUCGCCUCGGCGUUCGACCCCUCGUCGUGCGACGACGCGCCGCCGGAGCUGGCCAAGCAGGCCGCGGCGGCCGCCCACCGCGGCGCGUUCUUGGGCUUCACGGCGCCGGCGCCCACCGACCGCGCGCCGUGCCGCGUCGGUCGGCUGCGCAACGGGCGGCGGUUUCUCAGCGUGUUCCGGUUCAAGACGUGGUGGAGCACCAUGUGGGCCGGCGAGCGCGGCGGCGACCUGCAGAUGGAGACGCAGUGGGUGCUCCUCGACGUCCCCGAGGCCGGCGGCUACGUCCUCCUCCUCCCCCUCGUCCAGGGCAGCUUCCGCUCGGCCAUCUUCCCCGGCGACGACGACGGCGUCGUCGUCUGCGCGGAGAGCGGGUCGAUGGCCGUGACGGCCACCGACUUCCGCCGCAUCGCCUACGUGCACGCCGGCGACGACCCAUUCCGCCUCAUGCAGGAGGCGUACGCCGCCGCCAGGGUGCACCUCGGCACGUUCAGGUUGGUACAGGAGAAGGCGUUGCCGCCAAUGGCGGAGAGGUUCGGGUGGUGCACGUGGGACGCCUUCUACCUCACCGUCGACCCCGCCGGCGUCUGGCAGGGCGUGUCCGAGCUCGCCGACGCCGGCGUGCCGCCGCGGUUCGUCAUCAUCGACGACGGGUGGCAGAGUGUGAACCGCGACGAGGACCCGCCGCACGAGGACGCGCCGGGGCUCGUGCUCGGCGGGGACCAGAUGACGUCGCGCCUCUACCGCUUCGACGAGUGCGAGAGAUUCCGAGCGUACAGGGAGGGCGCCCUGCUCCGCCGUCCGCCGGAGGUGUUCUACGACAAGAGCAUGCCCAAGGUCGUCGUGCGCAAGGCCGCCGAGGUGGAGGCCGCCACCAAGGCGAAGAAGAAGGCGGCGCAGGGCGGAGGCGCCGACCUGUCUGCGUUCGACGCCCAGAUCGAAGGGCUGCGGCGAGAGCUUGAGCAGCUGCUCGCGCGGCGAGGUGACAUCCUCGCGAAGCUCUGCGGCGACGACAGCCAUGGCGGCGCCGGAGAGGUGGGGCUGAAGGCGUUCGUGAAGGACAUGAAGCGGAGGUUCCCGGGUCUCAACGACGUGUACGUCUGGCAGGCGCUGUGCGGCGGGUGGGGCGGCGUGCGCCCCGGCGCGACGGCGCUGGACGCCCGCGUCGUGCCGGCGCGGCCAUCGCCGGGGCUCGCGGGCACCAUGGACGACCUCGCCGUGGACCGCAUCAUCGAGGGAGGCAUUGGCCUCGUCCGCCCAGACCAAGCCGGCGACCUCUACAACUCCAUGCACUCCUACCUCGCCGGCGCCGGCAUCACCGGCGUGAAGGUCGACGUCGUGCACGCCCUCGAGUACGUCUGCAACGACCACGGCGGCCGCGUCGAGCUCGCCAAGGCGUACUACGACGGCCUCUCCAAGUCCAUCGCCACCAACUUCUCCGGCAACGGGAUCAUCGCCAGCAUGCAGCAGUGCAACGACUUCUUCUUCCUCGGGACACACCAGGUGGCCAUGGCGCGCGCCGGCGACGACUUCUGGUUCGAGGAUCCCAACGGCGACCCCAUGGGCGUGUACUGGCUGCAGGGCGCGCACAUGGUGAACUGCGCGUACAACAGCCUGUGGAUGGGGCACUUCAUCCGGCCGGACUGGGACAUGUUCCAGAGCGACCACGCUUGCGCCGCCUUCCACGCCGCCGCCCGCGCCAUCUGCGGCGGCCCCUUCUACGUCAGCGACUCUCUCGGCUGCCAUGACUUCGCCCUGCUGAGGAGGCUCGUCUUCCCCGAUGGAACCGUGCCCAGGUGCCUGCACUAUGCUCUCCCUACCAGAGACUGCCUCUUCAAGAACCCUCUCUUUGAUCAAGAGACUGUCCUAAAGAUCUGGAAUCUCAACAAGUUUGGAGGUGUAAUUGGGGCAUUCAACUGCCAGGGAGCAGGUUGGGAUCCAUCCAAGCACCGUGUCCGAGGAUACCCACACUGCUACAUCCCCGUCUCCGGCGAAGUCCGGCCAUCCGACGUCGAGUGGCGUCAGAGGGAUGACACCUCUGACAUGGCCAAUGCUUCAGAGUAUGCAGUCUACAGGUGCCAAUCUGAAGAGCUUGUCCUGAUGGCACCACAGUCACAUCCUAUCCACUUCACCCUCCAGCCAUCCUCGUUUGAGCUCUUCACAAUUGCGCCGGUCAGGACGGUCGGAGGCGGCGAUGUCGGUGCGAGGUUUGCGCCGAUCGGGCUUGUCAACAUGAUGAACAGUGGUGGCACCAUUGCUGAUGUGGAAUGCAGAGACGGAGGAGGUGAGGUGGAGGUGAAGGUGAAGGGGGCGGGGAGGCUGCUGGUGUUCUCAAGCGUGAGGCCUCGGAGGUGUUUGGUGGAUGGCUUUGAGGAUGUGUUUGAAUGGGAAAAUGGAGGGAAACUGAUGGUUGAUGUCUCAUGGAAGAGGGACAAGGAUGGUGUCUCUGAUGUGGUGUUCUGUUACUAGAUUAUUGUACUGAUCCUGUGAGAUUUUUUUUUUCUUCUGCUUUCAUGGUGUGACAAAGUAGUACCCUCUGAAAAAAGGCCAAUUUUUAGAGAUGAAUCUAAACACCUCGAUGUCUAGAUUUGUUUCAGAAGUUGAUUAUUUUUGGGAUCGAUGCAUGUAAUCAUAAUUUGCAAAAUUUGUAGUGUUUUUAUGUAUAAUUAUAGU